AUGACCACCUCCAGCAAUCCUCGAUCUCCACUCAGGGAGCCCAAGAGGAAGAGGGACACCGACCUGGACUUCUUCGGACUGGGCUCGGACGAUGAUGACUUUUGCACUCCCCCAGGGGCGACGCGAAAAGUGAGACCCACGACACCUCUCACCCCACGGUCCCCGAACGCAGCGGCGUCACCAUGUGGACCGAAGUCCACCGCGUCGGAGGGCAAGAAGAGGAAGAAGCCGACCGUGUCGACGGGGAAGAAGAAGAUUCGACACGACUACAGGCCGGUGGACCCUCAGUACGAAAGGAUGACGACUGAACGCCUCUUCAGCGAGGGACACAUCGCCAUGGGCAGCUUCUCUUACAACCACCCUCAGUUCGCGGAGGAGGCGGCCGCGUUCAACGGUGUGAAGAUCGACGGCAAGUCAGUGUGGCAGCAACAACCCUGCGGGCCCUCAACUCUCCACAACAACGUCACCAUCAUCGACCGCUUCCCCUCGCUGGCCCCGUUCUUGGUUCCGCUGGACAACCUGUGUAAGCGGAGAGAUUCCACCGUCCGCCUGUUCGUGAAGCAGCGGGCUCAGCAGUACACCACUUCCGGCCGCCGACACCGCGACGGCAAGAACGGGCGCUGGCGGAUGUGCAUAACAGUUCACAACCCGGGCGCACCGCUGGGCUUCAAGCGGCUGGAGGUUGGCGUGGCCGACGCCAGGGUUGCGAAGGGUGACCAGGCCACCAACCCGUGGCAGCUCAAAGCGGAUGGCACCCCAGACAUGGAGUGUAUCGACUGUACAACUGGAUCGUACCAAAUAAUGGACGAGGUCGGCACCGGCACUGCGUCCCACGCACACCAUCAGGCCAUCAUCGACAAGAAUCCCCUUCCGCAGCACGGAGCGCCCACCAUGUUCGUCGUCGACUUUGACCCGAUCAGCCCCCACACGUUCGUCGACGACGUCGAAAGGAUCGCAGAGGGUACUGCGGACAAGGUCAAGGCCGGCGUAGGCGUGCCGGCAUACGUGCCCCCUCCGACACAGGCGCAGAUCGGCCGGUCCUGUGGGUCGACGCAGACGAGCGACUGGAACAGGCUCAACAAGGAAAAGAAGUUGGAGAACUACAUUCAGGAUCGGCGAGAUGGAGGUCGGGUUCAGAGCCCUCAUCGCGGUUUUGGAGUCGGCAAGCCGUCCAACAGCGGCGACGGGCACGCCGCGAGGGACUUCAGCGAAGAGGGUUCGGGCGAGAGGUACUACGGACUCCACCUCGCGCUCCCAACGAAGGAUCUCCGGGCGCAACUUCCACUCCUGGUGCAGCCGGAUGGGAGCCUGAAGGAACCCCCGCUCUGA
Molecule: messenger RNA, 1329 nt
Organism: Ectocarpus siliculosus
Lineage: Eukaryota; Phaeophyceae; Ectocarpales; Ectocarpaceae
Source: the annotation of a GenBank genome assembly